Cherax quadricarinatus is the source of this 1339-nucleotide messenger RNA. Lineage: Eukaryota; Metazoa; Arthropoda; Malacostraca; Decapoda; Parastacidae. The record is from RefSeq and is a predicted model, not a curated record.
CUGUGUAAGUUGCCAAAUACACCAGGUCUUGUCAGUGUGUGUGUAGCAGCCAGGGAGGGUGGUUGUACGUUCUCUCUCUUAGCUUAUACAAGUGAUCCCUAACCGAAAUCGAUUAAAAUGGAUGGUUUCAAGCACAUUCCCGUGAAGCUUGGAGACUUCAGCGUCAUCGACCAGGAAUUUAACUCCAUUCGCGAAAGAUUUGAUGCAGAAAUGAAGAAAAUGGAAGAUGAGAUGACUCGCUUCCGAAAUGAAUUGAUGAACAGAGAAUCUUCUCUCUUCCAGCGCUCGAUGCUGACAUCUUCCAGAGCUGAGACAUUCAGCAACAGUACACGACGGCGGGAGACGAGGGUCACUGGCAAGGAUGGAAAUACUUUGAUCAGCAGCGAGAGAGAGUCCAGCUCCACCAGCCAACAAGAUCAAGCUAGCUCCAACCAGGGUACUGGGUCCUGGCUGGAGGGAAUGAAUUCGCCUCUUAUUCAGCAAGAUGGUGACUGCAAGCAGCUAAAGCUACGGUUUGAUGUAAGCCAGUAUAAGCCGGAAGAGAUUGUUGUCAAGACUGUUGACAACAAACUCUUGGUCCAUGCCAAACAUGAAGAGAAAACAGAUAGUCGAUCUGUUUAUCGCGAGUAUAAUAGAGAGUUCCUGCUUCCCAAGGGCACAAAUCCAGAACUGAUAAAAUCCUCUCUUUCUAAGGAUGGAGUACUGACUGUGGAAUCGCCACUCCCAGCCAUUGCUGGAAAUGAGGAAAAAGUAAUUCCCAUUGCACAAAACUAAAUAGCUUAUUUGUUUAAUUAAGCAGAGAUUACCUCCACAGCAUAACUUGGUUAGGUGAACAGGAAAUUUGUUUUAAUAAUUUUGAUUUUUUUCAGUUUGUAACAAGCCAAUUACUUCAUAUAUAACCUGCUUUUCUGUGGAAGUACAGUGUCAGAAUUGAGACAAUAAGAACAUGCAGCUGUAUAUGUUGUAGAGAAAAGAAUUAUUUCAUUUGUAGUCAUUAUUUGAAUAAGUUAUAUUUUAUACUCCAAAUGUUAUCCUAAUCUUGAUAUAUAUAAAAUAAUUAUGCAAUACUAAAGAUAAAUUUAGGCACUUAGGUAGGUAAAUGACUUGUGCUUAGAAUCACAGCCAAUUUGUAGCCCCAUAAGUACUACUAAUUUUCUGUGAAAUGUGCCUCUGCUUUCUUAGUAGUACAGUAUAACUUUUCUUUCUAGUGAAAUAGUAAUUGUGGGAAAAAAAAAGCUAAAAAAUUAUAUUUAUCUUGCAGUUUGUAAUAGGUUUGAGGCUUUGAUAAAAAAAAUUGUUUACUUUUUAAUAAAACUAUAAUGUACAACUACAAAAAUAA